Messenger RNA from Sciurus carolinensis (gray squirrel), 2104 nucleotides. RefSeq names its product fibroblast growth factor receptor substrate 2 (gene Frs2). Gene Ontology annotation, biological process: cell surface receptor protein tyrosine kinase signaling pathway. The record is from RefSeq and is a predicted model, not a curated record. NCBI's taxonomy places the organism in Eukaryota, Metazoa, Chordata, Mammalia, Rodentia, Sciuridae. Gene Ontology annotation, cellular component: cell-cell junction; cytoplasm.
UUCUAGGGUCCGGGCCGGAGAGAGGCCUGGUAGGUACAGCCGCUGAGGCUCGGUCGGCUCCGUCGGCUCGGAGCAGGGGCUCCAGCCCGGGUCAGAGUUUGGAGGUCCACGGCCGCCCACCCGCGUCCUGUGUCCUCCCAGCGCCCGGGCCAACGAAAUGACCAUUAAGAAGUAGAUGCCUAGAUACAAAGGUGAUGAAACAGUCCAUUUGUCAUAAAGUAAGAUGCAUCUGUGGCUUUUCAACCAGAUUAGAACAAAAUUGUAUCUGUUUUCCUCAGAAGAGAAUUCCACAAGUGCUCACAUGGUCUUCUGAAGAAGCCAUGGGUAGCUGUUGUAGCUGUCCAGAUAAAGACACGGUCCCAGAUAACCAUCGGAAUAAAUUUAAGGUCAUUAAUGUGGAUGAUGAUGGGAAUGAGUUAGGUUCUGGCAUAAUGGAACUUACAGACACAGAACUGAUUCUAUAUACCCGAAAGCGUGAUUCAGUAAAAUGGCACUACCUCUGCCUGCGACGCUAUGGCUAUGACUCGAAUCUCUUUUCUUUUGAAAGUGGCCGAAGGUGUCAAACUGGACAAGGAAUCUUUGCCUUUAAGUGUGCUCGUGCAGAAGAAUUAUUUAACAUGUUGCAAGAGAUUAUGCAGAACAAUAGUAUAAAUGUGGUGGAAGAGCCAGUUGUAGAAAGGAAUAAUCAUCAGACAGAAUUGGAAGUCCCCAGAACACCUCGAACACCUACCACCCCAGGGUUUGCUGCUCAGAAUUUACCUAAUGGAUAUCCCCGAUAUCCCUCAUUUGGAGAUGCUUCAUCUCAUCCUUCAAGCAGACAUCCUUCUGUGGGAAGUGCUCGCUUACCUUCAGUUGGUGAAGAAUCUACACAUCCUUUGCUUGUGGCUGAGGAACAAAUACAUACCUAUGUCAACACUACAGGUGUACAGGAAGAGCGGAAAAACCGCACAAGUGUGCAUGUCCCUUUGGAGGCAAGAGUUUCUAACACUGAAUGCAACACACCAAAAGAAGAACCAAGUAGUAUUGAAGACAGGGACCCUCAGAUUCUUCUGGAACCUGAAGGAGUCAAAUUUGUUUUAGGACCAACCCCUGUUCAGAAGCAAUUAAUGGAAAAAGAGAAACUGGAGCAACUUGGAAGAGAUCAAGUUAGUGCAAGUGGUGCAAAUAACACAGAAUGGGACACUGGCUAUGACAGUGAUGAACGAAGAGAUGCACCCUCUGUUAACAAACUGGUAUAUGAAAAUAUAAAUGGGCUAUCUAUCCCUAGUGCCUCAGGGGUCAGGAGAGGUCGUCUGACAUCUACCAGUACCUCAGAUACCCAGAAUAUCAACAACUCAGCUCAGAGAAGAGCAUUAUUAAACUAUGAAAAUUUACCAUCUUUGCCUCCAGUUUGGGAAGCCCGCAAGCUAAGUAGGGAUGAAGAUGACAAUUUAGGACCAAAGACUCCAUCUCUCAAUGGCUACCAUAAUAAUCUAGAUCCAAUGCAUAACUAUGUAAAUACGGAGAACGUAACAGUGCCGGCAAGUGCUCACAAAAUAGAAUAUUCAAGGCGUCGGGACUGUACACCAACAGUCUUUAACUUUGAUAUCAGACGCCCAAGUUUAGAACACAGGCAGCUCAAUUACAUACAGGUUGACUUGGAAGGUGGCAGUGACUCUGACAACCCUCAGACUCCAAAAACGCCUACCACUCCCCUUCCACAAACCCCUACCAGGCGCACAGAGUUGUAUGCUGUGAUAGACAUCGAGAGAACUGCUGCUAUGUCAAAUUUGCAGAAAGCACUGCCACGAGAUGAUGGUACAUCUAGGAAAACUAGACAUAAUAGUACUGAUCUGCCCAUGUGAGCCUGGAAAGCAUUAUGCUGUUUGCACCUUUGUGAAGUUUUUAAAAAUGAAGAUGCAAGUGCUUCAUUUUCAUUUCUACACUAACUCCUUUUAUAGACUGAUAAAAAAUUUUUCCGAAUAUUUCAUGCGCAUCUAACUAAAGGGAAUUAAUGUAGAGCAGGUACUCCUUAAAGAACACUAAUUUCAUUAUAUACUACUCAUUAUUGUAUAGCAGCAUUCCCACUUUAACAGUGCCUAUUUAAAAUGAGAGUUGAAAUGAA